Staurois parvus is the source of this 340-nucleotide messenger RNA. The record is from the annotation of a GenBank genome assembly. Lineage: Eukaryota; Metazoa; Chordata; Amphibia; Anura; Ranidae.
AGCCGAAGACGUCGGCUCUGUCAUGUGAUCAGCUGUGUCCAAUCACAGCCGAUCGCAUGGGACAUCUACACUGAUCAUCAGGGCACUGAUGAUCAGUGUGCCCGGAUGAUCAGUGUAGCCCCAGCAGUGCCACCUGUCAGUGUCCAUCAAUGCCAGAUGUCAGUGCUCAUAAAUGCCACCUGCCAGUGCCCAUCAGUGCCACAUCAAUGCAACAUAUCAGUGCCUACCAGUGCACAUCAAUGCCACAUAUCAGUGCUCAUCUGAGCUGCCUUUCAGUGCCACCUAUUUCAGUGCCAGUCUUAUCAGUGCCAGUCAGUGCCGCUUAUCAAUGCCCGUCAGU